AUGUUACUCUAAUGGGUUGAUUGAGGGAAACCUUGUGAUUUUUCGUUUUUAUGUAGAUCAGAAUCAGAGCAGGAUGCAACAAACGAGCUCCGAAUCUUACCGGAGCUGGAACAGAUAAGGAGAGUAAUGGCGAUGAAUCUAAUGACUUGCAAAGUUUAAUCAAACGACGCCGUGUGAACCUCUAGUGGCUAUAUCUGUAGCUGCGUGCCUUCUUCCCACCGGGCCGCAGUUCAGUGCGAGUCUUCAACUGGUUUCUUCUCAACAGUGCAUAUCGUUCUUUGAUGAUGUCAAGCAGCAAUAUGGGGCUGCGUUUUUUGUCAUACCCACAAAGGAAUCUGCUUAUGAAGCUCUCAUCUAUGCCCUCAGUGGCUGCAAUUGCCAGCUUCGGAACUAUCAAAAGGGCUAUGGCUUGCAGGCGUGUUCGUUGUCAUUUGAACUUGGAUGAUUCCAGCAGCAAGAAGAGGCAGCUGGAAAGGGUUUGUUCCGCCAAUUCAAAUGGGAAAUUUAGCAAUAAAGAGUUCAUUAGUGUUGACUCACGGCUUUAUGAGUAUAUCCUCUCCAAUGUUCGAGAGCCUGAGAUCUUGGGGCAACUUCGUGAGGAGACCGCCUCAUUGCGUGGUAGCAAAAUGCAGGUAUCGCCUGAUCAAGCACAACUUCUUGCAAUGCUUGUUCAAAUUCUCGGUGCAAAGCGGUGCAUCGAAGUGGGUGUUUACACUGGAUAUUCAUCUCUGGCCGUAGCGUUAGUCCUUCCAGAAUCAGGGCGCUUAGUUGCCUGUGAAAGGGAUGCUAUAUAUCUCGAUGUUGCUAGAAAAUAUUAUGAACUUGCCGGUGUUUCUCACAAGGUGGAUGUGAGACAUGGGCUUGCAGCAGAUACACUCAAAUCACUUAUUGCAAAUGGUGAAGCUGGCAGUUAUGAUUUUGCGUUCAUCGAUGCCGAGAAGAGGAUGAACGAGGAGUACUUCGAACUGCUACUGCAACUGGUGAGAGUUGGAGGUAUAAUUGUGAUUGAUAAUGUCCUUUGGUAUGGAAAAGUAGCUGACCCAACGGUAAAUGACAAGCAGACUGAUAGCAUUAGGAGAUUGAAUAAAAAGAUAAUGGAAGACGAUCGAGUCGGGAUUAGUAUAGUACCCAUUGGCGAUGGCAUGACAAUUUGCCAGAAGAGAUGAAUGGUGUCUGCUGAAUUUGAGGGCGUAGCACUAGGCAAAGCAGUGCAUAAAUGAAUUUGAGUUCACUUUUGUGGAUAAAUAUUUUAUUUUCCUUUUGUGAAUGUAUUUCUGUAGGAUGUUGGAAUAUAAUGCCAUGUGGUAUGAUAAUAUCU
This is a messenger RNA of Cucurbita maxima (winter squash), 1318 nucleotides long. RefSeq names its product O-methyltransferase MdmC-like. Lineage: Eukaryota; Viridiplantae; Streptophyta; Magnoliopsida; Cucurbitales; Cucurbitaceae. The transcript is spliced from 10 exons. Bases 282 to 1166 code for a protein of 294 amino acids. The record is from RefSeq and is a predicted model, not a curated record. Gene Ontology annotation, molecular function: S-adenosylmethionine-dependent methyltransferase activity; O-methyltransferase activity.